This is a messenger RNA of Alnus glutinosa, 1931 nucleotides long. Its product is annotated as IQ domain-containing protein IQM3-like. Gene Ontology annotation, molecular function: protein binding. The record is from RefSeq and is a predicted model, not a curated record. The coding region runs from base 146 to 1801 and encodes 551 amino acids. NCBI's taxonomy places the organism in Eukaryota, Viridiplantae, Streptophyta, Magnoliopsida, Fagales, Betulaceae. The transcript is spliced from 9 exons.
AAAGAAAAAACAUUAAAGAAAUUGACAGGAAAGUUCCCUGGUAAAACCAAUAUAUAUAGAGGGCUUCAUUGAACUACGAGACUCACUCACUGUCUCUGUCUCCGUCUCUCACCCGGGCAGAGUCUCCCAUUUGACCCAGUCGAUAAUGGAGGUUCAUACUCAGACCGUCUCAUCCUUCGAGCUCCAGUCUAACCCUCCUCCAUUCCCUUCUUACUCUCUCGACGAAAUGAACAUCUCCUCUUCCUCCUCCGACCUCUCUUCCCACGACGGCUUCCGGAGCCCCGACACGCCCCAAUCACCCUCCACGGGCACUCCGAAACCCGACGGGUCGGACUCUCAGAACGACCUCGUAGAACCUCCGCCGCCGGUAGACGGUGCCCAAAAAUACGAUGGCUACAAAACGACAAAUUUGACUCUGGAAGCAAACAACGUAGAGUCGCUGAAGUCGUGUGAGACGAACGCCCCGGGCCCGGGGGGCGCUUGGUCGGAUAGAGCGGCGGUGAGGUUGCAGAAGGUGUACCGGAGUUAUCGAACCCGGCGCAGGUUAGCGGACUCCGCGGUUGUCGCCGAAGAGCUCUGGUGGCAAGCUAUAGACUAUGCUAGACUGAACCACAGUACGAUCUCUUUCUUCAAUUUCUUGAAGCCCGAGAGUGUGGCUUCCAAGUGGAGUCGUAUUUGCCUGAAUGCUUCUAAGGUGGGAAAGGGUUUGUCCAAAGACGCCAAAGCGCAACAACUGGCUUUUCAGCAUUGGAUUGAAGCUAUUGAUCCCCGGCAUCGAUAUGGACAUAGCUUGCAUGUAUACUACGAAGAGUGGUGCAAAGCGGAUGCUGGUCAGCCAUUUUUCUUCUGGUUGGAUGUAGGAGAUGGCAAAGACCUCGAUCUCAAACAAUGCCCAAGACUGAAGCUGCGACAACAAAGCAUCAAGUAUCUUGGACCUCAAGAGAGGAAACAAUAUGAAUAUGAAGUUAUCGAAGGGAAAGUAAUUCACAAACAAACCGGAGAUCCCCUUGAUACAAUCAGAGGGUCAGAAGGGGUGAAGUGGAUAUUUGUUAUGAGUACCUCCAAGAAACUCUAUGCUGGUCGGAAAAAGAAAGGAGUGUUCCAUCAUUCUAGCUUCUUGGCUGGAGGAGCCACAGUAGCUGCUGGAAGGCUAGUGGCAGAGGAUGGGGUUCUUAAGUCCAUCUCUCCGUAUAGUGGGCAUUAUCGGCCAACAGACGAUAGGCUUGACAGCUUUUUAUCCCUUCUCAAGGAAAAUGGAGUGAACCUUAAUGAAGUUCAGAUAUACAAAGCGAAUGAAGAUUCUGAUUGCUAUGAUGAGAGCAAACUGAAUGGAGGUGGGGGUUCAGCUGAACGUUUGACAAACUCAGAAACUAAGGAACUUGAAGAAAUUCCAGAUAAAGAGGAGAAAACUCCAUCCUCAGAAUCAACUGAAGCCCCUCAAACUGAAGCCAAAAACAAUUACAAGAGGACUUUAUCAGGUGGUCUUCAGAGCCCGAGAGCUGAGGUGCCAAAGAGUGCAAUAUUGCAACGAAUCAAUUCCAAGAAGGCAUUAAAAUCUUACCAAUUAGGUAAUCAGCUCUCACUCAAGUGGUCAACUGGAGCUGGACCAAGAAUUGGUUGUGUUGCUGACUACCCUGUGGAGGUGAGAGUACAAGCCUUGGAGUUGACUAACCUGUCUCCAAGAUUUCCACCCACACCAUCAUCCUUUAGACGAAUGGCUGGUCUUGCAUCACCAACAGCAUCACCUACCACACACCCUGCACCGGAUAUCAGUAAGGGUGAUGGGACUUCUGGUGUCUGAAUUCAUAUAUCACCAAGUUUAUGCUUCCUUCCUAAUGGAAAUGCUUUGCUGAAUGUACAUAUCUCAUAUGUUCUUUAUGUCACCUCAAAACCCCUUUUGGAAUGGUCAGACCAUUAGCUUGUUUUCAUAA